Messenger RNA from Sorex fumeus (smoky shrew), 4598 nucleotides. It is a transcript of the gene EBF2, whose product is annotated as EBF transcription factor 2. The record is from RefSeq and is a predicted model, not a curated record. NCBI's taxonomy places the organism in Eukaryota, Metazoa, Chordata, Mammalia, Eulipotyphla, Soricidae. The transcript is spliced from 16 exons. Gene Ontology annotation, biological process: regulation of transcription by RNA polymerase II. Gene Ontology annotation, molecular function: RNA polymerase II cis-regulatory region sequence-specific DNA binding; DNA-binding transcription factor activity, RNA polymerase II-specific. The coding region runs from base 60 to 1787 and encodes 575 amino acids.
GGGACUGUGCUGUAACUCUUACUUUCAACGCGACAGUAGAUCAGACUUUUUUUUUUUAAAUGUUUGGGAUUCAAGAUACUUUAGGAAGAGGACCGGCUCUGAAAGAGAAAUCGCUGGGCGCCGAGAUGGAUUCGGUCAGGUCGUGGGUCCGGAAUGUCGGCGUGGUGGACGCCAACGUCGCGGCGCAGAGUGGCGUCGCCCUGUCUCGGGCCCACUUUGAGAAGCAGCCUCCUUCCAACUUGAGGAAAUCCAAUUUCUUUCACUUCGUGUUGGCCCUCUACGACAGGCAGGGCCAGCCCGUGGAGAUCGAGCGUACCGCCUUUGUGGACUUCGUGGAGAACGACAAAGAACAGGGCAACGAGAAGACCAACAACGGCACUCACUACAAGUUACAGCUUCUCUACAGCAACGGCGUCCGCACCGAGCAAGACUUGUACGUCAGGCUCAUCGACUCAGUCACCAAGCAGCCCAUAGCGUACGAGGGACAGAACAAGAAUCCAGAGAUGUGCCGAGUUCUCCUAACGCACGAAGUGAUGUGCAGUCGGUGUUGUGAAAAGAAAAGUUGUGGAAACCGAAAUGAGACUCCUUCAGAUCCUGUCAUCAUCGACAGAUUCUUUUUAAAAUUUUUCCUCAAGUGCAAUCAGAAUUGUUUGAAAACAGCAGGAAACCCAAGGGACAUGAGAAGAUUUCAGGUUGUGUUGUCCACAACCGUGAAUGUGGAUGGACAUGUGCUGGCUGUUUCUGACAACAUGUUUGUUCAUAACAACUCAAAACAUGGACGGAGAGCAAGGAGACUGGAUCCCUCAGAAGCUACCCCCUGCAUCAAAGCCAUUAGUCCAAGUGAAGGCUGGACCACAGGAGGAGCCAUGGUCAUUAUCAUUGGAGACAACUUCUUUGAUGGCCUCCAAGUAGUGUUUGGGACCAUGCUUGUAUGGAGCGAGCUAAUCACCCCUCAUGCCAUCAGAGUACAGACUCCUCCUCGGCACAUUCCUGGAGUAGUGGAAGUGACAUUAUCUUAUAAAUCUAAACAAUUCUGCAAAGGAGCUCCAGGGCGGUUCAUUUACACAGCAUUAAAUGAACCUACCAUUGAUUAUGGCUUCCAGAGAUUACAGAAAGUCAUUCCAAGGCACCCUGGAGAUCCAGAGCGAUUAGCUAAGGAAAUGCUGUUGAAAAGAGCUGCAGAUCUAGUGGAGGCCCUCUAUGGAACACCACAUAAUAAUCAGGAUAUCAUUUUGAAGCGAGCUGCAGACAUUGCUGAAGCCCUCUACAGUGUCCCCAGGAACCCUAGUCAGAUCCCAGCUCUCUCCAGCUCUCCAGCUCACAGUGGCAUGAUGGGAAUCAAUUCUUACGGCAGUCAGCUUGGAGUCAGCAUCUCCGAGUCAACGCAGGGAAAUAAUCAAGGAUAUAUCCGCAACACAAGCAGCAUCUCUCCCCGGGGCUACUCUUCCAGCUCUACCCCCCAGCAGUCUAAUUACAGCACCUCCAGUAAUAGUAUGAAUGGCUACAGCAAUGUCCCCAUGGCCAAUCUGGGCGUGCCAGGGUCACCAGGAUUUCUAAAUGGCUCCCCCACCGGCUCCCCUUACGGAAUCAUGUCAUCAAGCCCCACUGUUGGAUCUUCCAGCACGUCCUCCAUUCUCCCGUUUUCCUCUUCGGUUUUUCCUGCUGUCAAACAGAAGAGUGCCUUUGCCCCUGUCAUCAGGCCCCAAGGCUCCCCUUCACCUGCAUGCUCCAGUGGCAAUGGAAAUGGAUUCAGAGCCAUGACCGGUCUGGUGGUGCCCCCGAUGUAAAGAAGAGGAAGAACUGCUUUCUUAUAGCACAAAACUACUUAUUCUGAUGGACCAAUAAUGAGGAAAGCACUCUGAGCUCUGUGGGGAGAGCUGAGCCCCAAAAUGAACAUAAUGGACAGAUUUGGGUAUGCAAGGAGCCUGCAUCUUACCUGGUCUCAUGUUUGUCCUGUAGCUCGGAUGAUAGCUACACAAACUGACUGUCUUGGGGACAAGGACAAAAGAUAUCAUUGACGUAGUCAGUGCUAAAAGCAGAAAUGCAAUUCUUUGUUAUGAACAUUAUGAGAACCACCUUCCUAUGUUUGUAAAAUAUUUAAGAAAAAAAUUGGCAAACAAUUCAUGCUUAAUAUUUUGGAUACUAUUUGUUUUUCUUUGUAGGAAAAAAUGUUGAAAGUUUCUAUUUUCUAUGAAGCCUUUCAGAUACCAAUUUAGUUUAUGCAGAAAAAAAAUUGAACAAAACAGGGUACCAGCAUGGAAGACUUUCUUAAAAUGAAACCUGAAUUGAAUGAUGAAAUGUUGUAUGUGUGUUUGAUUAUAGUUUAAUCUCUUAAAAAAACAAAAACAAAAAAAGGGAAAAAUUUUAAAAUGUUUUACAAUUAUUUAAAUAAAUAAACGUGUAACUUAUUGUAAGUAGAAGUAGUUAUUAAGACCUUUUGGAAGAGAAAAAAACUCUCUUCCUGAUGUAAAAUGAAAAUGAUGCAAACACGUAGUAACAGGUUAAAAAAGUGUGUGAUUAUUACUCAGUUACUUACUAGACUCUUACCCCCCUGUCCUGCAUUCCCUUCUUUUUCCAUCUUUUAUUGACCCAUGGGCAAGAAUAUGUACCUUGUGUAGAUUCCUAUAGAACAACUUGAUGCAGAAACAAAAAUGUCCAUGCACAGACAUAAACACCCAUCAUUCAUUCCCAGCUCCAUCUGCUUUCUAAAUAGUAUCUAUGUCCCUUUUACUAUUCACUCUGUGAAUUUUUUAAAGCUUCUAUUAGCUAUCUACAUUUUCCCCCGAUCAAUGCAGAGAAUUACCAUAUUUUAGUGCACCCCGGGUUUUGAGUAUCCUGGGGAAAGAAGUAGCUCAUAUCAAAUAUGAGUUCAAACCACACAACUUUCCCAGCCAAGCAGCCUCUUUAAUACUUGCUUGACAGAUCUAUUUGCUUUUAAGGUUUUUUUUUUCCUGUUUUAUCAGAGGAUUUUGAAAACAUGGUUUGAAGAAGAUGACUCUGUUUCUUGAAUCUUAGCGUGUCCACAUUUUUUCUUCUCUCUAUAGAUUUCCACUGUCAUGACAUUAAAUUCUCUUGAAAAUCACUUGACGGUUUCCAGGUAAGAAUGAGAUGGAAAAGAGCCCUAAAUCCCUCUCCUGAUCUGUGAGGAAAUGGGAUUUCAGGUUCUUGGUAGGGUCAGUAAUUAGAGACAUCAAUGUUCUAAGCAGUUACCCAGUCUUGCAACAGAUUCUCCCAGCUCUUGAGACUAGUUCCUUAAAGAAGAGUCCUCUUAACAGUUGCUAACAGUGACUGAGUUGUGAAAAAUGAAGUGAUCCUCGAGAUGUACCCAGACUCAUCAGGGUUGCCAAUAAGCAUGCUUUUUUUUUUCCAGGCUAGGGUUUUCCCUAUUGACUUGUUGGCAUCACAGUGCAGUCUCUACAUAGACUGCCGUUUGGGAUUCUCGGCUGGGCUUCUAACAUUAGAAAUUGAUACAGCUCUUAUGGAAAGAUAUCUUUAAUGCAUCUGAGCCAAUCUUAGAUGACUUCAUGAGUUUCCCCUUUCCCAUUGAAACAUCCCCCCCCACCUAUUGAACCCUUAACAAUCUCAUUUGCUUUUUAAUCUAUUCUGGAAUUUUCCAAUAUGACCUAAAUACUGUUUCUAUGCACAUGAAAAUCCAAGGUUUCAGAAAACGGAUGUGCUUAUAAUUUCUGCGCAUAGUCCCUCAUACCCAGGACUUAACAUACCAAAAUACAGGGAAACACACCACUUGAGAAAGUUCCCAGUGAAAAAAACCCAAUGAGAAGGGAGUGUGGUGUACCAUCCCAAUGUGAAGGCAGAUCAAAAUUAAGCAUGUUUAGACCUGGAUUUGAGCCAAUGCAACAUAAGGAAAUGAUUUUUUUAAGUAGCAUUGCUUUUAGAAUCUGUGAAUUUUGCUCUUGCAUGAAGAUGAGUGCAGUACUGUCUUCAAAAUGAUUGUAGAAUUUGUUGGUAGCUUUACACCGAAAAAUGUGCGUAACUAAAUACCAGACAUUCCUGAUCAUUCAGCUAGAACCUUGACAGCAGCAAAUCUAUUUAAUUGUACAAAUGUGUGUAAGGAUUAUUUUUAGUGUACUAAUAAAUUAAAAACAAAGCUACUCUGUCCUCUUUAGUCAUUGCUGUUAAAUCAUUCUGGUCCCAGGUUAUUUUUGUGCCACUUGAAUAUGAGUAUUUCUAUAGGUAACUACAAACUAUAUCCUAUCUUUGUAAGAGGAGCUGUGUAAGAUUUUUCAUUUAAAGGGACAAUUUACUUCAUUAUUUAUCGUACUUUUUGUUAUAGCAUCAUAAUUUUUCCCAGUUUUUCUUUGCACAUUUCAAUAUGCAUGGUUUAAAAACCAUUAUCUUCCCUACCUUUUGUACAGUGAGUUCUCAUUUUCAAACUGUAUAGUUCCAUUUUAUUGUUUUGCUUUGUCAGUUAUAAACAGUAUAAAGUUGCUAUGCACAGAGCUUUUUGUAAAGACGGCUUUUUUGUUUACUGUUUUUAAUGGUCUUACUUAUGAAAGAAUAUCUUGUUUGUAAAAUGAAUAUGUCUACUUCAGUUUUAAACUUUAAAUUAUCCUAACAAAAAAUAAAAUUUUUGUACU